GCACAGAUUAUAAAUUAUUAUGAUGUUUUGUUUUUAUUUCUGAAUUUUAAUCUUAUUUUGUCCGUGUCGGUCUGCUCUCGGUGGCCGGUGGGUGGACAUAGAAUCGUGACCCUAUAGGUCAUCUUAUCGGUGCGGUCAUUGCACAGAAUAAUCAAUAGUAUCCUAUUGUCUCAUUAGACCAGCCAAGCAACCAGCAUUGCCUGUUCAUUCCAUGCUGUGAUUUUUCUUCAUCCUAGCUACUUUCGAGAGUGUGUCUAGUACGCCGCUAGGAUGCAGUUACAUUUUUCAAUUACAUGCAUGAUAUUAAUUAUAAGCAAUGUGGCCUGUGGAAGCAAACAUUUUCGCCUUGGUAGAAGCAAAGGAGGCAAUCUAGGUGCACCAGGGGGCUACCGUGGGGAACAACUACCUCCAGCUCAGUGGUUCAUACAAAAGUUGGAUCAUUCUAGCCCGUCAGAUUUAAGAACUUGGAAGCAGCGCUACUUUGUAAAUGAUAGUUUCUAUGACUUCAACAACCAGGGGCCUGUAUUUCUUAUGAUUGGUGGUGAAGGACCAGCUGAUGCUAGAUGGAUGGUCAAAGGGGCUUGGAUUGAUUAUGCGACAAAAUUUAAUGCUCUUUGUAUCAAUCUAGAACAUCGGUAUUAUGGAGAGAGUCAUCCAACAGAAGAUAUAAGCAUCAAAAACCUUCAGUACUUGUCAUCUUACCAAGCUCUCGCAGACCUGGCAAAUUUCAUCAAUGCCAUGAACAACAAAUAUAGACUUAGGAAUGAUGUCCGCUGGAUAGCGUUUGGCGGCUCCUACCCCGGUUCAUUAGCAGCAUGGCUACGACUUAAGUAUCCACAUCUGGUAUACGCUGCAGUGUCUUCUAGUGGUCCAUUAUUGGCAAAAGUUAACUUCAUGGAGUACUAUGAGGUGGUUGUUGAUGCACUGCGAGAAAAAACUGGUGGUGAAGAUUGUGUCAAUGAACUCAAAAUGGCACAUAAUCAAAUAACAACUAUGAUGAAAACUCAUCCUAGUGUUGUUGAGAAGGAAUUCAGGGUUUGCAAAUCUUUUGAAAGUGCUUCAGCAAAUGAUAUCAAGAAUUUCUACAAUUCCAUCGCAGAUGACUUUGCUGAUUUAGUCCAGUACAAUGAGGACAACAGGAUUAGUGCAGAUACUAAAUACAGAAAUUUAACUAUCAACACUGUGUGCAACAUGUUAACGUCUCCUGGGUCUGAACCAGCAUACAAGAAGCUUGCAGCCUUCAACUCUAUAAUAUUGGACAAAAGCAAUCAAACCUGUUUGGACUACAGCUAUGAUAACAUGAUCAAAGAAUUGAGGAACAUGUCUUGGGGCUCAGAAGGAGCUCGGCAAUGGAUGUAUCAGACAUGCACUGAGUUUGGAUUCUAUCAGACUUCUUCUGGGGAAAUUGAAGUGUUUGGAAAUGAUUUCACACUUGAUUUCUUUAUCCAACAAUGUGAAGAUAUUUUCGGAAGAAAGUAUAAUGCAGAUUUUGUUGCUGCAUCUGCUGAUUGGACUAAUAGCAACUAUGGAGCCCUUGACAUCUCGGUGUCUAGAGUAGUAUUCGUUCAUGGCUCCGUUGAUCCUUGGCAUGCACUAGGAAUCACAGAGACACUAGACAAUGGUGCACCAGCUAUUUAUAUAAAAGGAACUGCCCACUGUGCAAACAUGUACCCACCAAGUGAGAAUGAUUCAAGCAAUCUGAUUGAAGCUCGAGUUGAGAUUGAGCAGUACCUAGCUGGUUGGAUAGGACAGCCUUAACAUGCAUUUUACGUUCCUAAGCUGAGCAGAAUAUCAGUGCAUCUCUCAAACAAAGAUAUGCAAUCCUUAAAAAAACAUUUACUGCUUAAAAUAUUUACUGAAGUUUUACUGUCUUUUACCAUAAUGAGGGCUGAUUAAAUUGUUAUAGUUAAGCUGUUAGCAGUAGAUAAUGCAUUGAAACUAUUUCUUGAAUGCAAAUAUCUUCCAGUAGAUUUUUAUAUUCUGUUUUAUGUCCAACUAUUAGAUGUUUAGGAAAUAGAUAGAGGCUAGCAAUCUAGGGUCAUGAUUUUAUGCUCAAUUAUGUAUAGGAAAUGUUAAUAAGACCAUAAGGAACUAAACAGUUUUUAUAUAAUUAUUGAUAAUUGUAAUGAGUGCGAUCUGUGCAUUAUUCUGAUGUAUUUUUACUGAGAUUUAAUUUCCUCAAAUAUGCGAAAAAGACCAUAUCACUCAUUUUGUUUUUAUGGUAUUUACAUAAAAAAAAACUGGUAUAAUCUAUUUCCAACAUGGCUGGAACCAGAUUUUGUAUCAAAAGUGUGAAUGUUAUUGUUAUGUGUUCAUCGUGAUAAAAAUGAGGCAUUUCAUUUAAUUACAUUCCAUUUCGUUAGUUACACAAUUAAAUUUUAUGAACCUAAAUCACUCUUGGCAUAGAUAUAGAAUACAGUAGUGAUAUCCUAUUCUAUGAACCUUAAGGUACUAAUUGGUGCUUACAUCUGUUUAGAAUGUAUAGUGGCUUAAAAGAUUUAGCUUCCGAUUUGGCAUUUAUAUUUGAAUUAAUGAUAGAUAUGAUAAUAUGGCCCUUUCAAAUUCGAAUAAAAAUAGGUCAAAGCCAAAGAAUUUCGUAAUACGUGCUAGAUCAAUAUAAUCCAUAUUGUGAUGUGCUUUGUGAUCAGUUUGAAUGCAUUUGAAUAGUUUUAGAACGUUUAAUCUAAAAUCUCAGUAGUCUGAGUAGUAAGUAGGUGUUAUGUAAACUCACCCGUGUUCUUUGUUGAUAUAUGGAAUCAAGAUUACUACAUGUGUAAUAUUUACCUUAGGGAUAUUUAGCAUGUAGCUUUUCCUAAUUGUAGUAUAUUAUUAAAACUUGAAUAAAUAAAACAUUCUAAAUUGAAACAAAGACUUCCAUAA
This is a messenger RNA of Helicoverpa armigera (cotton bollworm), 2880 nucleotides long. Its product is annotated as putative serine protease K12H4.7. The record is from RefSeq and is a predicted model, not a curated record. Bases 271 to 1758 code for a protein of 495 amino acids. The transcript has 9 exons. Gene Ontology annotation, molecular function: serine-type exopeptidase activity; dipeptidyl-peptidase activity. NCBI's taxonomy places the organism in Eukaryota, Metazoa, Arthropoda, Insecta, Lepidoptera, Noctuidae. Gene Ontology annotation, biological process: proteolysis.